AUGGAAACAUACGAGUCCUAUUUGAGAGAAUUAGUAACACGACUAAUUGAAAUUAGAAGAAUGGUAGCCAAAAAUUUAAUUCAGUCAAAAGAAAAGAUCAGAAAAAAAUUAAGCAACAAAACAAAACCCUUGGACGUGAAAAUAGAAGACUUAGUAGACGUUAAUGAAGAAAAUGAUAAAAAGGGAUUGAGAAUAGAUAAAGACGGCUAUGUACAUGUGUAUACUGAUGGAGCUUGUAAGGCAAAUGGUAAACCUAAUGCACAAGCUGAAAUAGGAAUCUGGUUUAACCAAGAACACCCCUUAAAUAUCAGCGACAAAGCAUGUAAUAGGCAGACUAAUAAUAGCGCAGAAAUGGAAGCCAUCAUAAAGGCCAUAGAAAUUCUGAAAAAUUUAAAUUAUAAGAAAAUUAGGAUACACACCGACUCUAAAUUUGUAAUAUACGGGAUAAAAGAGUGGCUACCUAAAUGGGAAAAUAACGGCUGGAAAACAAGCCGAAAGCGAGAAGUCAUUAGUAAAAAGGACUUUGUAAAGAUGAAAAGUAGUUUAAAUAACCUAGAAGUAGAACUAAUAUACGAACCAGGACAUACUGGAAUAAUAGGAAAUAAAGGAGCAGAUAGAUUAGCCAAAUUAGCAAUAGAAAACUAA
Messenger RNA from Leptopilina heterotoma, 645 nucleotides. RefSeq names its product ribonuclease H1-like. The coding region runs from base 1 to 645 and encodes 214 amino acids. NCBI's taxonomy places the organism in Eukaryota, Metazoa, Arthropoda, Insecta, Hymenoptera, Figitidae. Gene Ontology annotation, molecular function: RNA-DNA hybrid ribonuclease activity; nucleic acid binding. Gene Ontology annotation, biological process: DNA replication, removal of RNA primer. The transcript is spliced from 2 exons. The record is from RefSeq and is a predicted model, not a curated record.